Molecule: messenger RNA, 1026 nt
Organism: Pogona vitticeps (central bearded dragon)
Lineage: Eukaryota; Metazoa; Chordata; Lepidosauria; Squamata; Agamidae
Source: RefSeq, a predicted model, not a curated record
GAGCGUUUACCUGAGCUAGAUCUUGGAGCCCCCAAGAGCAAAGCGGGCCCCGCCGAUCCAGCCCGUCUCAUCUCCUCAUCACGGCCGCGGAUGGACCUUGCCAAGGAGGCUUCUCUGCCCCGUCGUUGGAGCGGCCGGCCCGGCCCGAACAAGCCUUGGCGUUUGUUACCCUUUGCCGCGGUGGAGGCGACGGAGAGGAUCGGGGGAGUUCGGGGCUCCCUCACUUGGAUUACUUGGCAGCUCCAUUGCUUGGUUUCCUGAUCGCUUCUCUCCUUCCCCCCCUCCUGCCGCCGCCCGACUUCGUCGGUCUCCCUCCCCUCAGCCUCCCCAACAAUGGAGAAGCCCCUGGGAACCUUAGUCCAAGCGGGUGCUUGGUGGACAGGAGCAAUGACGUCCAAGUACCUCUUCCUGGGUCUGGCCCUCUUCUCUGCCCUCAGCCACGUGGUGAUAGAAGCCAGCUCUUGGUGGUCUCUGGGUAUGAACCACAUGAAUCCUAUGAACCCUGUUCAGAUGCCAGAAGUAUACAUCAUUGGAGCCCAGCCAUUGUGCAGCCAGUUGGCCGGGCUCUCUCAAGGACAAAAGAAACUCUGUCACUUGUACCAGGACCACAUGCAGUACAUUGGCGAGGGAGCAAAGACAGGAAUCAAGGAAUGCCAGUACCAGUUCCGCCAUAGAAGAUGGAAUUGUAGCACGGUGGAUAAUAACUCUGUUUUUGGCAGAGUCAUGCAGAUAGGGAGCCGAGAGACCGCCUUCACAUAUGCUGUCAGCGCAGCUGGGGUAGUGAAUGCCAUGAGCCGUGCCUGCCGAGAGGGGGAGCUUUCUUCCUGUGGCUGUAGCCGUGCUUCCAGGCCAAAAGACCUACCUCGGGACUGGCUGUGGGGUGGCUGUGGGGACAACAUUGAUUAUGGCUACCGCUUCGCCAAGGAGUUUGUGGAUGCCCGUGAGCGCGAGAGAAUAUAUCAGAAAGGAACUUAUGAGAGUGCUCGGAUCCUGAUGAACAUCCAUAACAACGAGGCAGGGAGGAGA